AUGGUCAGCAAGCGGAAGAGAGCCCUGGAGGAGUUCGAUCCCAACAAGUCGGACUCCGGAGACGAAAACUUCGAUCCCAGCAGAGACCGGCCUCAGAAAAGCUCCAAAAAGGCCCGCCCUUCGCGCUCUUCUCGGUCCGGCCGCAAGAAGGGCACCAGAUAUCGUGGCUCCGACAUUGACGACGAUGAGGACCAGGAGCUUUCCGACAGCCAGGACGACUCCUUUGGCGACGAUGACGAAUCUCAAGAAGACGAAAACGCCCCCGUCAACGCGGAGAGCAGCGAAGACGACGAAGGGGAGAAUGAGGACAUGGAACAGGGAAAGCGGGGCAAAGGCCGAGUUCGGGGCCGAGUCGAGGCAGAACCCGUCGCCGAGUCUGAGCAGGAGGAGCUCACAAAGCGGAGACUCGUCAGAUCGACUCGUGCGAGCACCGCUGAGACGGAUGACUUCGUUGAGCUCUCCAACUCCGGUCGGCACGCUGUGCCUUCUCGCGACUCCCGAAGCAAGAGUCCGGAGGCGCUCAUACGUACUCGACGCUCGUCUCGCGCAAUGAAGGGUAUUAAGGCGGCCCCCGAGCCGAUCGAGCCUAUCCAGGAAGCCACGCAGGAGAGCAGCGUUCCGCCGGCGCACGACGCCGAACAGCCCGAUGAGCUCUCCCGGGAUAACGAGCCGUCUGAGGCGAAAUUGGGCAGCGAUGAGGUAAUGCAGGAUGCUGCUGCUCCCGAGAUUGAAACGGAAACCGCUGCCAAGGAAGAGGCCGCUGCGAAGGAGGAAGUGGCUGGCAGCGGCGGCGACGACGACGACGACGACGACGACGACGUGCCCAUCACUCGGAGGACCAGAGCCUCUCGUGCCAGUCUCUUGGCGCCCGAGGGGGGAGAAUCCGACGGCGUCGCCGAAACGACUGGCCGUCGCCUUACGCGCGGGUCACGGAUCAAAAAGUCCACUCAGGAACCUAGCAGCGACUUUGAGCCUGGAGAUGAUUCCGACGACGCUGAGAUGUCCAAGUCUGAGACCGGCAAGGCUCAAGAGGAUGACGACGACACGCCUACCCCGCGAGACGAAGACCACGAGUUUGACCUCGACGAGCUCAACGAGGAAGCUCGCGAGCUGCGCCAGUCCUCUCGACCACGCCGUCGGCCUAGGCGCGAGUCCCCCAUUGUCUACCAGGAGCACACGAGACGGUCCCGGGCCAAGGUCAACUACUACAUGCCACCGUUGACUGCGGUCAACAUUGAAGAGGAGGAAGCCGAGGACCCGGCGCCGACCCCUUCCCGAAACCGCCGCGGACGAGGUGGGGGCGGCGGCGGCUGGGACCGAAAUCUCAACACCACGUUCGGCCCCUUUGGCGGCGGCGGCGGAUCGCUCCUGGCCGGGCCCUGGGGUACCGUGGCGGCCGGCGGGGCUGAUUCAGACAGCAGCGACGACGAGAUGGUGCACCGCUCAAGUGUCGCGGGCAAUGUAGGCAUGACGCCUACGUCUGCGGCACCUGGCGGCUUCUUGGGCACUGGGCAUGGUGGCCUGACCGCCGAGACUGUUGGCGCCACGCCCAAUGUCGGCAAGAUCAAAGAUCGCAAGGCUCUCGCUGAUGCGGACCCCCUGGGUGUCGACAUGAACGUCGACUUCAGCAAGGUUGGAGGCUUGCAAGGACACAUUGACCAGCUGAAGGAGAUGGUGCAGCUCCCGCUUCUCUACCCGGAACUGUUCACAAAGUUCCACGUCACGCCGCCCCGGGGCGUCUUGUUCCAUGGUCCUCCCGGCACGGGCAAAACCCUUCUUGCUCGUGCCCUUGCCAACUCUGUCGGCUCGGGCGGGCGAAAGAUUUCCUUUUACAUGCGCAAGGGCGCCGAUGCCCUGAGCAAGUGGGUUGGCGAGGCGGAGAAGCAGCUGCGGCUCCUCUUUGAGGAAGCCAGAAAGACUCAGCCGAGCAUCAUAUUUUUUGACGAGAUUGAUGGGCUGGCCCCCGUCAGGUCCAGCAAGCAGGAGCAGAUCCAUGCCUCCAUCGUCUCUACCCUGCUUGCCCUGAUGGAUGGAAUGGAUGGCCGCGGCCAAGUUAUCGUCAUUGGUGCCACCAACAGGCCGGACAAUAUUGACCCUGCCCUGCGCCGGCCUGGACGGUUCGACCGAGAGUUCUACUUUCCCCUGCCCGAUAUCGAAGGGCGUCGUGCCAUCCUCGACAUCCAGACCAAAGACUGGGGCCUGCCGGAUACUUUCAAGGCCUCCCUUGCCGAGAAGACCAAAGGGUACGGAGGUGCCGACAUCCGGGCGCUGUGCACUGAGGCGGCACUGAACUCGAUACAGCGCACGUACCCCCAGAUCUACUCGUCUCGAGAGAAGCUCGUGGUGGACCCGGACAAAAUUGCGGUCCAUGCCUCCGACUUUAUGAUGUCCAUUAAGAGGCUGAUUCCAUCCUCGGAACGGUCUGCGACGUCGGGAGCUCAGCCUCUGCCCAAGUCUGUCGAGCCUCUGCUGCGUGCCCAGUUCAACGAGGCGAAGCGUGCCCUGGACGAUCUACUGCCUCGCAAGAAGAAACUCACGGCGCUGGAGGAGGCCAUGUAUGAGCAGUUUGACGACGAUGACUACGGGUUCGGCCGGGAGACAAUGCAUCAAGAGUUUGAACGGUCUCGGAUCUUCCGACCCCGGUUCCUCAUUUACGGCGUUGCCGGAAUGGGCCAGAGCUACAUUGCAUCGGCGGUGCUACACCACUUUGAAGGAGUCCACGUGCAGAACUUUGAUCUCCCCAGCCUGCUUGCUGAUGGGCGGCCCAUGGAGCAGGUCAUUGUAGGCUUAUUCACCGAAGUUCGACGUCACAAGCCCAGUGUCAUCUAUAUUCCCAACAUAGAUGCCUGGUAUGCGACAUUGACGGGGACAGUUGCCCUGACCACCUUCCAGACAAUGUUGAAGUCUAUUGUUCCGACAGACCCAGUGCUUGUCCUUGCCACGGCGGAGUGUGACAAAGCGGGAAUCCCCAUCGACCUGGCCCGUGACUUUUUUGGGUUUUCUCGCAAGAAUCGGAUGGAGAUUCCCCGACCGGAGAGGGCGAACCGGAUGGAGUACUUUGAGGCAACGCUUGCGUACGUCAAGAAGAAGCCAGCCGAGUUCCCGGACCCGGAGAAUCGCAAGAAGCGAGUGCUCGAAGAGCUCCCCGUUGCCCCCCCGAUUGCGCCCAAGCCGCCGACCAAGGCGGAGAGGAAGGCGUUGCAAAAGAGGGAUCACCAACUGUUGAAUGCCCUGAAAAUUCAGCUGCAGCCUAUCAUGGACCAGAUCAACCGAAGGUACAAGAAAUUUAGACAGCCAGUCAUCCCCCAGGCACAGAUCGACUACUUGUUCGCCGAGUCUGAUCCGAACUAUGUGCGCCCCGACAUUCCCGGAAGCGAAGUUCGGCCGUUUGAAAUUGUCAAGGACAAGCAUGGCAACGACGUCCUGCGAGACACGGCCACAGGCAAGUGUUAUUACAACCUGGAGACAACGACGAUAGAAGAGCGCUUGUCGAAUGGAUUCUAUGCACGGCCCAAGGACUUUUUGUUUGACAUCAAGGCUCUCGCCAGGGACGCCAAGAAUGCGGGAGACAAGGAGCGUACGCUCAAGGCAAACGAACUGCUGAGCAACGUCGAGGUUGAUGUGGCUGGCAUCGAGAACAGCACGGCGCACAUGGAAUGGGAGGGCCUCUAUCAACGCCAGCUGCAGCGGGCAAAGGAGGCUGCGGAGAAGGAGCGGAAACGAAAGGCAAUGCAGUCCAUCACGGACCGUUUCCAGUCGGAGCAGGCAGGCGGCAACGAGAGCGACUCGCAGGGCCCCCUGACGCUGGGCGAGAGGGUUCCCGGGUCGCUGACGACGGCUCGCUUCCAACUGCGUAGUCCGCCGACGAAUGGCCAUGGAGAGAGGGAGCAGGGCCAAGAACAUCAACGCCAGCAGACCAUGAGCAACGGAGAUGCGACGUCUUUCGAGACGCCCAAGGUCGCCGAUGUGCGCAUGAGUGGCGUCGAUGAAGACGCCGAGGCCGCCCCUUCUUCGUCGGUCAUGGGACCGCCGCCCAAGGCGGACGGCGAUCAGCCGGUGUCCAAGAGCCAGGCUGGGAUGACGCAGAUAUCGCAAAAGUCUGCUGUCACUCCCUUGCCGCACGGGGUGUCGCCGUCUGCCGUAAUCAACGAGGCCGCAUCGACCAAGACGUCUGAUCCGUCGACGCAUCGAUCGUCGAACUGGAGCACGCAGCUGACCAACGGUAACCAUGGAGAACAUCGCGGCGGGGGCAACGACAGCGACGCGGAUAUACCCGACACGCUCCGUAUCCAAACCCAGACAACGUCGAGCGACGAGGCGUGGCCUCACUCGCAGGCCCAAGGGAUGGCCCGGCACGGUGCAGCUUCCAGAGCACUCCGGGCGGGCAGCCAGGCGUCCUCGCAGUCACAGGCACGACACGACGUCGGGGCAUCGAUGGGGCCGCAGGCGUCGCAGGAGCUACAAGAAGACUUGCACUCGAUGCGCAACUCGGGCUCAUCGGCUUCGCAGCCCCUGUCGGUGGAGGGUGCGGUGGCGAGUUUCCUGACCGAGGUGACAGACGGCACAUCGGGGUGCACCAUUGAGCAGCUGCAGCAGAUCAACCGCGAGCUGAUGGACGAGAUCUGGCGACGCAGGCAUGAGUGGAAUCGUAUCAAAGUGCUGGGCCACGUGACACAAGUGUUCAACGACACGAUUGGCGAGAUUGAGGUCUCCCAGGGCAUGGGACCCCUCAGCCAAUGA
Messenger RNA from Hirsutella rhossiliensis, 4740 nucleotides. Its product is annotated as ATPase family associated with various cellular activities (AAA) domain-containing protein. The transcript has 6 exons. The record is from RefSeq and is a predicted model, not a curated record. Gene Ontology annotation, biological process: positive regulation of transcription by RNA polymerase II. Gene Ontology annotation, cellular component: nucleus. Bases 1 to 4740 code for a protein of 1579 amino acids. Lineage: Eukaryota; Fungi; Ascomycota; Sordariomycetes; Hypocreales; Ophiocordycipitaceae. Gene Ontology annotation, molecular function: ATP binding; ATP hydrolysis activity; histone binding.